CUAAAUUUCUUUCCAAAUUCCAAAGUCAUCUGUCAAACCGGAAAUCGCCGAUCAUCAUGAAAAAAAUCCGGAAAUUUUCUGCAUUGAUGCCGGAAUUAGUUACCGAUAUUCUCCUGCGACUCCCGGUAAGUUCUCUCCUCCGAUUCAGAUGCCUUUCAAGAUCACUCUGUUCCGAAAUUGAUAGUGAAAAGUUCGUCGAGAAUCACCUCAACAGCUCAAUCCAGAGGAAAACCCAUCAAAAGCUAGUCAUCUACAACUUAGAAUUCAAGCAUUUCAAGGAUUUCUACUUUGCUGAUUUCGAUGACGACCUGGUUGAUGCCUUCCCACACAGCAAUCCAUUGAGGGGCUUAUCCGUGUACGGUUCUUGCAAUGGUCUGAUUCUCUUGGGUUCGGAUCUUGAAGUCAAUUACCAAAGCAUGAAUCUUGCCGUAUGGAAUCCAUUUACCAGGCGGCAUAAUAAAUUACCGCUUUGUCCAGUCCAAACCCUUUCUGAGCACCGAAGAUUCAUGAGUUGUGGUUUAGGGUAUGAUUCUGCCCAUGAUGAUUAUAAGGUUGUGAUGAUUUCGAAGGUUCAUGACUCCAAUCGCGUGUUCUAUCAAGUCUGGGUUUUUGGGUUGAAAUUGAAUUUUUGGAGGAGGAGCCGAGAUUUGGUGGAUGAAGUUAACACAAAGGUGGGGCGUUUUGCAAACGGUGCUCUGUACUGGGUAUGUAAAGAUAAGGGUGUUGGUUUUGAUCUCGCCAAGGAGGUGUUUUUUGACAUCCCGCUAGUGUUUAAUUGGGGCUCAGCAGUUUUCCCAGCAACUUUCCUCUUGGAGUGCUUAGAUUCCUUUGAUUCCUUGGUGGUUUGCGGAGGUAACCUUUAUUUUCGUAUAUGGCAUCAUGAAAAUGUAGAAUUUUACUUGCUUGUGAGUGAUGUGAGUGAUAAGGGUGGAGAAGAUGGAGGAGUUAGUUGGAGGAAAGAGUUCACUAUAGUGAAUGUGGAGACUGUUUUGCCUGAUGUACAAGUAUUUCCGCUCUGGCCUUUGGCUUAUUCAAAAGAUGGGGAUAGCAUUCUGCUUGGUGGCCUAAAUGGGGUUUUUUGGUAUAACCUUGAAAACAAAACAAACCAAAGGGUGAGUAUUGCGGGGCUGCCCUAUGUUCCUUGGUUCAGAUACAAUGUCUGUUGGGAAAGUCUUGUUUCUGUUGGCAACGAUAGUACAUUUGAUGGAGCAGCUGAGGAAGAGAUUUAGAGGAGUAGAACAAUUUGAAGCUAACUUCUUUUAGAGGGUCAAGUUUGUAAAGGCUAAUAACUGUUGUGAUAUGCAAACUAGUGGUGAAUGGAUAUGUUAGUGAAGACGAUUAUAUUUCAAUGAAAUUAUCCAAUUUCA
Messenger RNA from Rubroshorea leprosula, 1367 nucleotides. NCBI's taxonomy places the organism in Eukaryota, Viridiplantae, Streptophyta, Magnoliopsida, Malvales, Dipterocarpaceae. The record is from the annotation of a GenBank genome assembly.